This is a messenger RNA of Silurus meridionalis, 934 nucleotides long. RefSeq lists its product as uncharacterized. Bases 208 to 816 code for a protein of 202 amino acids. Lineage: Eukaryota; Metazoa; Chordata; Actinopteri; Siluriformes; Siluridae. The transcript is spliced from 3 exons. The record is from RefSeq and is a predicted model, not a curated record.
UUUAUUUGAAAGAUUAAAGAACAAGAAAAGAAAGCAAAGCUUUGCACAAAACUGCACAUUGCUCCAUGCCAGAACGAAAGCACUUCAGCCAAAACUGUCCUGCUUUGAAGUGUUGCACAUAUGAGGAAUAGUGAUGGAGAGGAGAAGACAAGGAAAGUUGAGAGAGGCUUUGAUACACCACACUGAGCUGCGUCUCUGGUUCAGGCCAUGCUCAGACUUACAUCUCAUCCAUCCAUCCAUCCAUCCAUCCAUCCAUCCAUCCCUGUGCUUUCUUCUCUCCCUCCCUGUCUGUGUUUUCAGUACUCAAUAAGCCUGCUUGAUCCCCUCACUCAGGGCUUCUCCACCCCCACUCAUAAGCCCUCUCUCCACCAAUCACAGGCCAGAUCACUGGAAUGCAAGGCAUGUUGCUUAGUGUUCUACCUUUGCGCGUACUGGCGCCACCCAUUUUGCUGCCAUGGCAACCCAGCUCACACUUUAAAGAUAAGCCUGCCAACCAGUAUCAUCCAUCUAGUUUCACCCCACCUUUCCUCAUCAAUCUCUUGUUUUCCUCGGUCCAUCGUCGCAGGUUUUGUUGCAAUUGCCUCGUUCUUCAGAGUUGUCAGCCUGCCCUUUCUCCUAGGAAAGUUUUACCCUUUGUCUGCCCUUCAUGAGAGAAUGACUGACCGGUUUCCUCUAUUGAUUUUAUUCAGCGAUAAAGAGCACACUGAACUGCGAAAACACUUGCUGACGUCCACAGGUUUUUUCCACCUAGAGUUCCUGCUGGUCAUGGUAGGAGGCAAGAAAUCACAGAACAUGAAGAAACAGAAAUUCAUCUGAUACAACCGGACAUCUGAAGAUACACACACACACACACACACACACACACACACACACACACACACACACACACACACACGGCCUACAAUUACACAUCUUGUCCUGUUAAUGUGAACAC